AUGCGAUUCACGCUGCCGACGAUGGCGAUAUGGCUGUGCGAUCCGCUGCUGUCGCUGGUGGACACGUCGGUGGUCGGGCUGAGCAGCGGGACGCUGGAGCUCGCGGCUAUCGCGCCGGGGAGCGUGUACGCGGGGUAUCCGUUUUAUUUGCUGGCGACCGGGUUCGCCGUGGCGACGACGUCGAUGGUGGGACAGGAUCGAUUGCUCGCGAGACGCGGUGGGGCGGAGGAUGAAGACGAGCGCACGGUGGCGUCGGCGAUCAUGACGGCGUCGGGGGUGGCGGCGAUUUCGGCGGUUUUGUUAAUCGCGGCGCACGAGCCGGCGCUCGCGAGAUACGUGGGGAGCGCGAAUGUGGCGCUUUUGCCCUACGCGAGCGCGUACAGCGUGAUUAGAAUAUUGGCACUUCCCGCGGGGAUCAUCAGCGCGGUGGCGCAGUCCGCGUUUUUAGCCGUUCGCGAUCCGUGGACGCCGCUCAAGGCGGUGACGCUGACGACGGUGCUCAACCUCGUGCUGGAUUUAUGGUUCGUCACCGGGUUAGGUUGGGGGAUCGCCGGCGCCGCCUGGGCGACGAGCGCAUCACAAGUCAUCACCAUGGCGCUCCUCAUCCGAGCGCUCGUGCGUCGAGGGCCGCAAAUAGACAAGGUUAAGGAAAUGUUGCGCGAGGCGAAGGAGCGCGCGAAGACGUCGGCGUUUUCGUCGACGAAGGAAUCGCGCGCGGUGCGCAACGUGGGCGCACCAGCGUUGCGUCUACCAUUUAAGAAGCCGAGAAAUGAUUAUCUCGAGCGUUUGAAGUCGAUCGCCGGGCCGGUGAUGAUGGUGGCGCUCAUAAAGUGUAUCUUUGUUGGUGCCAUAGUGCGAUCCGCGACGGCCAUCUCCCCGGAGGCGUCCGCGGCGAACGGCGUGCUCUUGACCGUGUACUUUUUUUUCGCCGUCGUCGGCGAGGGCGUGAGUCAGGCGGCGCAGGCCUUCUUACCGCCUCAACUCGGUAACUUUGAAAAGGCUUCCAAGCUCGCGUUCAACAUCAUGCUCGUCGGAGUCGUCAUCGGCGGCUUCAACGCCGCCACGAGCGGUUUAGUGCCGAGCCUGUUCCCGCAAAUGUUCACGAAGAGCGCGCCGGUGAUCGAUCUCAUGAAUCAAGCCAUCCCAUUCAUGGCCUUGGCGCUUUUCGCGCACACUGGUAGCAUGGCAUCCGAAGGUUGUCUCCUCGCCGCGCGCGACGGCGUCUUCAUGUCUCUCUCCUACGUCCCCAACGCCGCGCUGAGCUGCGUCACCCUGUCCAUUUUAUCCGCCAACGGCUUCGGCGUUCGCGCUUCCUGGAUCGCACUCUUCCAGUUCCACUGCGUUCGUUUGGUCAUCAACGCCGUCCGUUUACGCGCCGCGAACAGCCCUCUGCGAAAGUCGUUAUCCGCCGUCGCCGACGCUUCGAAAACCGACCUCGCCGCCGCCGCCGACAAUUUCGCCGGUCUCGAGGGCAUCGCCGACGUCGGCCAAACCCCAACCCCGACCACGUCUUAA
Molecule: messenger RNA, 1515 nt
Organism: Ostreococcus lucimarinus CCE9901
Lineage: Eukaryota; Viridiplantae; Chlorophyta; Mamiellophyceae; Mamiellales; Bathycoccaceae
Product: MOP(MATE) family transporter
Exons: 1
Coding region: 1-1515 (504 amino acids)
Biological process (GO): transmembrane transport
Cellular component (GO): membrane
Molecular function (GO): xenobiotic transmembrane transporter activity; antiporter activity
Source: RefSeq, a predicted model, not a curated record